This is a messenger RNA of Penicillium bovifimosum, 363 nucleotides long. RefSeq names its product protein translocase subunit TIM13 (gene tim13). The record is from RefSeq and is a predicted model, not a curated record. NCBI's taxonomy places the organism in Eukaryota, Fungi, Ascomycota, Eurotiomycetes, Eurotiales, Aspergillaceae. Bases 1 to 363 code for a protein of 120 amino acids. The transcript has 2 exons.
AUGUCGUCGAUUUUCGGUUCCGGUUCUACCGCUGCUCCCCAGUCCUCUGCGGAGAUCAAGCAAGCUGUCCUGCGCCAGCUCCAGCAGGAGACCGCCAUGUCCAACGCCCGCGCUCUGAUCGGAAAAAUCAACAAGCACUGCUUCAAGGCCUGCGUUCCUUCCCCCGAUAGCUCGCUCUCGACCAAGGAGAACACCUGCCUCUCCAACUGCAUGGACAAGUACAUCGCCAUGUGGAACGUGACUAGCAAGACCUACAUCGCUCGUGUCAAUGUCGAGACCAAGCGCAUGGGUGGCCAGGAAGCUGCUGCCAUUGGCUCCAUGGCUAGCGGCCUCCCCGAGGGUGGUGGUGGCAUCAUGGGCUAA